Molecule: messenger RNA, 855 nt
Organism: Helobdella robusta
Lineage: Eukaryota; Metazoa; Annelida; Clitellata; Rhynchobdellida; Glossiphoniidae
Exons: 4
Coding region: 1-855 (284 amino acids)
Molecular function (GO): catalytic activity
Source: RefSeq, a predicted model, not a curated record
AUGGGGUUGCGGUGCAAGGCCCUGUGGAUGGUCUGGCUACUGGCACCCCACUCUAGUGUUGCGGUGCAAGGCACUCUGGAUGGAAGGAUUACUUGUAGACCAAGGGGUUGGAGGUUUGGUACCUGGAAUGUAGACACGUUGACAGGAAGGAGUUUGGAAGUGGUGGAGGAAUUGCAGAGGAGAAUGGUUGACGUGGCUGCAUUACAGGAGAUCAGAUGGAAGGGAGAGGGUACAAGGUUUGUGGGGGCUAAAGGUGGAAGAUAUAAGUUGUGGUGGAAGGGGGAUGAUGGUGCGGGAGGAGUUGGUGUGAUGGUAAGAGAAGAGUUGGUGGAGAAGGUGUUGGAAGUGAGGCGGAAAAGCAAUGGUGUAAUUGUGGUGGUGAUGGUGUUUGGAAAGGUAAUAGUGAGGGUAAUAUCGGAAUAUGCUCCGCAACAAAGUAGGAAGGAAGAGGAGAAAGAUAGGUCAGGUGAGCAUAGGUCAGUGAUAGAUUAUAUAUUGAUAAGGGUGAAGCAUAGAAAGUAUGUAAGGAAUGUGAAGGCGAUGCCUGGUAUGUUGCAGCAUAGUAUGGUUGUGAUGGAUGUGGCAUCAAAAGAAAUGGGGAGGAGGAAGAAGGAUAAGCCUAAAUCAUCAUCCAGUGGUUACGUUAUUCUACUUUCUGAUAAACUAUUUAAUGUUCCAGAGGUCAACUCAAUUAAUGAUUUGGGUUUAAUCAUUGAUUUGAAGCUACAGUUCAAAGAGUAUGUUUACUGCAGAAUAGCCAAAGCCAAAUCAAUGUUACGAAUUUUAGCAAGAGCAGGCGGUCCUAAUUUUUUUUCUGUGGCGUUCGACACGCAAUGGCACUAUGGAAUUUUAUAA